ACAUCAUACAAAAUUAAACAUGGGUAUCUACGGCAAAGCAAAAGCUAAAGUCCAAUCAUGGCACAAAAUGGAGAUAGUACCGAAGGAUAUUCGUGGUCUCACCAUGGGAAACAUGAUCAAUAUAACAGUAGCAGAAUGUUGCUUGCACAGGAUUAUCUUGCAGGAUGUUAAAGUUGGCGCUUUGCCUGGUUAUUCACUGUAUUUGCUUAUGCCAGUGGUUGCAAUGAUGGAAGCCCUGUUAGCCCCAUUAGUAGCGUGGCUGGGCUAUAGAACACGAAGGACCACGAUCCUCAUGUGGUCUCUGGGAAUUAUGAUUAUUACUUCCCUCUGGUUGUUUUUGCCUUCGCCGACACAGUUCCAGGAAACAGAAUUCUGCAACAGCACAAUAACAAAUCAGGACAUAGAGUUUACACAUCUAUCAUUGAGGACGACUUUCAGAUUGGUGAUAACUGUAGGAAUGGCCAUCUGCUUCGCCUUGACAAGGGUUGCUUCGUGGAGCCAUGUUGUAGCUUACACUGACGAUAUUGCGCCGGAUAGAAUGAGCGUGCAUGUUGGUAUUCUCAUAUUUUCCAGGAUAAUACCUCUGGUAUUCAAUAACUUAUUAUCACAAGGCGUAGAUAAGACGAUGUUCAUCACUUUGGGACUUAUAUCUGGUUUUACGCUUUUUAAUACCUUGAGGCUGUAUUUUGAGUUACCUAAGGUCACACAGGACACGGAUGAUUUGAAGGUCGUACCGAUGAAUGAUAGAGGUUACUUUAGAAGCUUAAAGAGAGUGUUAGUUAACUUCGUCGCUAUGUCACAAAUGAUAUCCAUGGGGUUGGUAGCAGCUGCUCUCUGGGGCUUCGGUUAUUAUGAACACGAAAUUAUUAAGACAAAUUACAAUAUGUUGCCAAUAACUGGAGACAUUAUCAAUGACUACACCAAAUUCUUUAGAUACAUUGUUUUGAUCCUUGCAGUUGUGUACAUGGGAGUAAAGCAAUCAGCUCCGAUAAGGCCAAAAUUCGACAUGACAAAGGCAUUGGCUGUCUCCUUCAAGAUGACGCUCUUUGCAAUGUUCCUAUAUGUAUUUAUUAUAACAAUCCCGCCAUGUUCUAAGGGACAUGUCGCUGGGUUGGAAAAUGGUCAGGAUUAUGCUAAUCCCCAGUGUAGCUUGUCUUGUGGAUGUGUUCCAAGAUGGAAGGAAUUUUCACCAGUGUGUGUGGUUGAUACCAUGACGACAUAUGUGUCGCCGUGUGAAGCUGGCUGUACAGGGCUUCAAAGCAUCAAUAACUUGCAGGUGUAUACAAACUGUAGUUGUGCCUCAACUGGACACGCGACUCCGGGCGCCUGCAGCGACUACAACUGUCAAAUUGGAUUUAAUUUCCAUGGAGUGCUGUUUAGCUUGAUAUUGACUGUUUCUCUCGUGGCCUUCCAAGCUCAUAGCAUGUCCAUCUUGAGGUCAGUGGACCCUCGAGACAAAUCCAUCGCCAUGGGUCUGAUGUGGUCUGUCAUCGCUGUAAUGACUUUCGUGGUCGGAAAUAACGUCUUUUAUGCUAUUGAUCUCAACACCUGCAGCUGGUAUACCGGCCAGAGAUGUCAGCUCCACAGCGACUGGUUCCCGUAUACCAUUGGAAUUGCCUGCAUCAUCUUCACCUUCGCAGCCUUGAUUAUCAACGGCACAGCGCGCAGAUAUUUGCGAACGAAACGAAAAAAUGACGUCACAGAUGAACCAAAUGCUUAAUUAUAAUUAUUUAUUUAUUAGCUGUAUAAUCAAUACUCAGUGCCAAUUCGUUUGAUUGAACGCGCUAAUCUCUCUAUCUAUCUGUGUUAGAUAGCCCAAUUAUUGGGGGAGGCUAUAAGCUAUCACGCUAUCAUCACGCUAAGACCAACAGGAGCGGAGCUACGCGGGUGAAACAGCGGAGCGCAGCUAGUAAGUUAUAAAGGGUUAAUAGGAAUGUUAUUAGCAUAGCUUUUAGACAGAAUUGUGAAUUUCGUUUUUCUAUUAAUUUUGUCAUCAUCUCUCGACGUUUGUGAACACGUUUGUUGCUCAUUGAAGUUCGUUAAAAUAAGUUUGCUUGUGAUUUAAGACUUGAAAUAGUUUUUUUGUCAUUAAAGAAAAAAAUAGCGUGCUACAAAGUAAUGAAGAAUAAUUAUUGUUAUUUAUAUUGUAGUUAAGGAUGUGUCUGUGAUUUUUUAAUAAAAUAUUAAAGUUCAUUAUUUUAAUUUGUAUAAUAUUUUUCAUAUUUAAAUCAAAAUAGAGAGAUUGUUAUGAACAAUUUUAUACGAGCAUUAAGUUAAGAAUAAUUUUACUACUUAAGUACUAAGUAAUAGAAAAUAUUGUUUUUGUAAUUUUUUACAACUACUUUUUAGACUAGGAUAUUUGCAGGGUUACGUUAUAGUCAUAGAAAUCUAAAUAACAAGACACUAUAGAAGUGCUAUAUUGUCAUAUUUAGAGUGAAAACCACUGUCGCCAAAAUCAACACAUUUAAACCGACAGCUAAACAGUACACACAAGUAAACUACGCCUUUUAUUGGACAGCUUCAUUUUAGUGAAAAAAACUUUAAAAAAUAAAUACAGCAUUAUGUACCCUAAGGCACCGUUUUACGGCUUAUUUUCGAAGAACAUCCUCAGGUUUCAUGAGACGUUUUGUUUCUUUUUGCUCAUAAAAAUACAAAUUCGAAAAAAAUCGGCUUUUCUACAACAGAGGGCGUUAAUUUUCAAUAUAUAUAACUUUGAAUAAGGUUGAAAUUUGUGUGAAACGUGAUAAUAAGAACGUGUAACGUGUAGACUGUGUCAUUCAUUGUUAUUUAGAUUACUAUGGUGACAUUCGUAUUACUUGUAAAUAUUCCUUAAUUUUAAGGAAACACGGCAUUAUUUAUAAAGAAAAAUAAUUACCGAUUAAAUGUUAUUCCUUUAUGUUUACACACGCACGACUCGAGAGCAACUGAAUAGCAACGAACGCACUGGUGACUUAAAAGUCACCUGAGUGGCGACAAGGUCACGCGUGCUUACGAGUUACGACUUCUAGUGUGUUAAAGCACCUAUUAUUGCUAAUUUUUUCUUAAAAUUAAGUAAUAAAACCAGUGACUAUUUGCAAAAAUCAAAUACCUACCACCUAUUGCAUAGAUGUACUAACUAUAAAAGUCUAUAAUUAUGUAGAUGUAUUACCUAAUUAUGUAUAUUAAAAUUUACAG
Molecule: messenger RNA, 3174 nt
Organism: Colias croceus (clouded yellow)
Lineage: Eukaryota; Metazoa; Arthropoda; Insecta; Lepidoptera; Pieridae
Product: solute carrier organic anion transporter family member 1B2-like
Exons: 12
Coding region: 20-1720 (566 amino acids)
Biological process (GO): sodium-independent organic anion transport; transmembrane transport
Cellular component (GO): membrane
Molecular function (GO): protein binding
Source: RefSeq, a predicted model, not a curated record